UUACAAAUAAGGUAUUAUUUUUUUAUAGUAAAUGAAACUGAAACCAUUUAAAAGUCCAGACUUUGCGCCCAUAGAGCUGAUAGAACUUCAUGCUGUAGCUUUUUCAAAUAAAUAAUGAACUGUAUAUUUGUUUCUUUGCUACUCUUCACAAGUGCUUGCAAAUUUCACCAGCGGAUUGUGACACCGAGCAGGAGAGUUCCUUGCUAAUCGGCUAGAUAAGAGUGUUGCCUUCAGUUCUCUUACUAAAACUGAACCUCUUAGAGGUUUUGACGUCAUGUUGCUCUUGUGAAAUUGCAGGCGGUUGCUGAGUCAUUCGGGGAAUGUCGCUCGGCGCUUGCCGUUGCCGCUUUUUUAUAUGUCCAACGCAACGCAUGCUCAGUUGGUUUUUGAACGGCUAAUGAAGUACAAGCAACGCGAUGUGUCCAGAUAUUGUCGACCAACAUGACGGGUCCUUUGGAUUUAGAUGGCAUCAGCAAGAUAGUUGGAAAACAAUUAGGCAGUCAUUAAUGCGUACUCUAGGGAAAGUGCAGCCACAGUCCAUUUCCAUUGUUCUAGAAAAAUGAACCUGACCAGCGAUUACGCUCAUAGGCGUAUGGUGAAAUUCCUGACGAUCACACUGAUAGUCUUUAUGACCGGGUUUGGACUUCUGGCCAAUCGCUAUCGUCAUGGAAGACGCGAAAGGUUCCGUUUCUCAAAGGCAUAUCUGGCCUACGCCAUGCUAUGGACCAUUACAUUUAGCUUGGUUUACGGAAGGCAGAUCUAUAAGGAAUACCUCCAAGGUCAAAUUAACCUGAAGGAUGCCAUCACUCUGUACAGCUAUAUGAAUAUUACCGUGGCUGUUAUUAACUUUGUGACGCAGAUGAUGCUGAGUAACCAUGUGGCUAAGAUGAUGAGUCGAGUGCCCUUCUUUGAUACCCUGAAGACACUCCGUCUGGACAGCAAGUCACUGUACAAGUCCGUAUCCGUGGCCUUUGUCAAGACUCUUUUUUUUCCUCUGACUCUCGAGGUGGCUUUUAUACUUCAGCAAAGGCGACAGCAUCCCGAGAUGAGUAUGAUCUGGACCUUUUACAGACUGUUUCCCUUGGUUAUUUCGAAUCUUUUAAACAAUUGUUACUACGGCGCUAUGGUGGUGGUGAAGGAGAUGCUUAAUGCAGUAAAUGCCAGCUUGGAAUCACAAUUACAUGAGGUAAAUCUGCUGCAGAGAAAGGAUCAGCUAAAGCUGUACAGUAAAUACUAUCGGAUGCAGCGAUUUUGCUUUUUGGCAGAUAAACUGGAUAAGCUGGCGCAUAGCUAUAGAUUGAUAUAUGUGCAUUCCGGAAAAUAUCUUACUCCAAUGGCCUUGUCCAUGAUCCUGUCUCUCGUCUGCCACCUGCUCGGUAUCACAGUGGGUUUCUACAGUCUGUACUAUGCCAUAGCGGACACCUUUAUCAUGGGCAAGCCUUACGAUGGCCUGGGAUCACUGAUCAACCUGGUGUUCCUGACCAUUUCGGUGGCGGAGAUCACGCUACUGUCGCACUUGUGCAACCAUCUGCUGAUCGCCACUCGGAAAUCUGCGAUUAUUCUCCAGGAGAUGAAUCUCCGGCAUGCAGACUGUCGCUACCGCCAAGCAGUCCAUGACUUCACUAUGCUAGUCACUGUGACCAAGUUCCAGAUUAAGCCUUUGGGCUUGUAUGAACUGGACAUGCAGCUGAUCAGCAAUGUGUUCACUGCGGUAUCUAGUUUUCUGUUGAUCCUGGUCCAGGCUGAUUUGACGCAACGUUUUAAGAUGUACUAAU
Messenger RNA from Drosophila eugracilis, 1775 nucleotides. It is a transcript of the gene Gr94a, whose product is annotated as putative gustatory receptor 94a. Lineage: Eukaryota; Metazoa; Arthropoda; Insecta; Diptera; Drosophilidae. Bases 560 to 1774 code for a protein of 404 amino acids. The transcript has a single exon. Gene Ontology annotation, cellular component: membrane. Gene Ontology annotation, biological process: sensory perception of taste. The record is from RefSeq and is a predicted model, not a curated record.